AUGACUGAAGACAAAACUUGUAACCAAAAUGUGGAAGAAUUCUUCUGUUUACAAAAAUCGUCACAAAAGAUGGUACAUCAUGACUUAUAUACACCAACAACAUGGCCGGCUGCAUCCAGAGCUCCACCCACUGCUGUAUCCACAGCUCCACUCACUGCUGCAUCCACAGCUCAUGGAUAUAAGUCAGACUGUAACAUGAGAGCCCAGUCAGCCAAUGUUUCUUUGUCUCCCGUGUUCUGGUUGUUCAGAGGAGUUUCAGCCAAGUCAGAGAACAUGGAGACAACUAUUCCACCAGUAUCUUCUUCCAUGAUUGAACAUCUGGCAGCUUCCCAGACAUCAUCUCUUUCAGCGCCCUCAGCUGUAGUUGCUGCUGCCUCCCAUACACCACUGCUAGCAUCCAAAUCUUCCUUGAGGACUGGGGCGCACCCUAGGAAAGAGAGUCUAACAAACUUGGAGCUAGAGAACACAAACCUUCAUAUCACUGCCCAAGAGCAGAUUGGAGUGCCUUUACAUUUCCGGCCACACAUUCAGCGAGAGGGGGAGUUUGUGUGUGGUUGGGGUGCUGCCUUCAUUAAUAUAUGUAUCACGUUUCCUUUGAACAAAAUCAUGUUCCGACAACAGCUUCAUGGGAUAUCUGGCUUAAGAGCAAUUAAUCAACUACGGAAAGAUGGUCCAAGGUUUCUAUAUCGUGGUCUUUUACCCCCGUUGUUACAGAAGUCGUCAUCUCUUUCUGUUAUGUUUGGCAUGUAUUAUAAAUUUCAGGAUUUCUUCAAUGACAGACUACCCAAAAUGAAUAUCUAUAUGAAUCACACACUGGCAGCAAUUGGAGCUGGUACUGUGGAGGCAGUCUUCACACCUUUCGAAAGGAUUCAAGCACUUAUGCAAAGCAGAGAGUACCAUAACAAGUUCAGCAAUACGCUGGAUGCAUUUUACAAUCUCAGGAGUUAUGGGUUGCGUGAAUAUUACAGAGGCCUGACUGCAAUCAUUUGCAGAAAUGGGCCCAGUAAUGUUGCUUUCUUUCUAGGCAGGGAGUACCUCCAGCAUCUGAGUCCGCAGGUCCAGUCUCCUGGGGAGAAGAUGGCUUUGGACUUUAUCAGUGGUGCCUGCCUUGGAGCUGUGAUCAGUACAGUGUUCUUUCCCGUCAAUGUGGUGAAGAUCCGCAUGCAGUGUGUCCUGGGAGGACCUUACACCAGCAUGUUGACCACCUUGAGAACAGUUGUGACCGAGAGGAACGGACUCACUGGACUCUACAAGGGAGUUCAUCUCAACUACAUGCGCUCGUUUAUAUCUUGGGGAAUUAUUAAUGCUUCGUAUGAGUUUCUUAUGAAGAUGUUUUUUAUGAAUGAAUGA
Molecule: messenger RNA, 1350 nt
Organism: Candidula unifasciata
Lineage: Eukaryota; Metazoa; Mollusca; Gastropoda; Stylommatophora; Geomitridae
Source: the annotation of a GenBank genome assembly